Parastagonospora nodorum SN15 is the source of this 183-nucleotide messenger RNA. RefSeq lists its product as hypothetical. Bases 1 to 183 code for a protein of 60 amino acids. The record is from RefSeq and is a predicted model, not a curated record. The transcript has 2 exons. Lineage: Eukaryota; Fungi; Ascomycota; Dothideomycetes; Pleosporales; Phaeosphaeriaceae.
AUGCCAUCAUACUCCUACCCGCUUCGAAAGGACAACUCCGACGAAUUGCGGGACCGAGGACCCGGCAGUGUAAGCAUUAGCAUCACCCAGCCAACCCAAAGGCAGAAGCAGAAACAUAUCACCCAACGACCCCAAUCUCACAAGCCGCUGAGACUUCCGUCGCUCAACCUAAAGAUCGCCUGA